AGCAACCUCCCGCAGAAGCUCAGGAAAGAUUCAACACUGUACCUCUGUCGGGGAACAGCUGAUUAAGUGUUUGGUAAUUUAAGUGUGGUGAGGGAGAGACCAUGACCUCUAUGUACCGCUUAAAGAAACAGGUUGAAGUGCCAAACAAAGUGGAGCUUCCAUCAUGUAUGUAUAAGAUGGAGGCCUUAAACCGUGUGUCAGGGAUGGACCUUUCCUCUUCGUAUUAUGGCCCAACACGUGCAUCUCAGAAGAGCGAGGAUGUGAGUUCCCUGGAAGUAAGACAAGAAGCUCUGCUGGAGAGACUUCAGCACCUGAGGCAACAGCUGGACCAUCUUCUGGGAAACAAGGUUGUGACAUCAAAUCCCAACACAACACUCCAUUCAGUUGUAGGAGCAGCCACUCAUUCAUCACCAGUUAAGAUGGGUGGUGAAGAGAAACAGGCAGAGGUGGAACAAGUAGUGGCUCGUGUUGGAGAUCAUCUGGCACAUCUAAAUAGCCUUCAGCACAACUUCAUUGCACAGCAGGAUAAAGAUGGAGGAAUGGAAACUGAUGUGGGAAGGCUGCAAGACUCCGUACUGUACAGAUUGGGUUGCUUGAAGGCCGAACUUCAAUGUCUCUCAGAAACUGAUGAGGACACCUUCUCAGCUGUUGAAUCAGUAGGCUUAGCUGAACGACAGUGUAGCAUCUUGAAAAUAAUCAAGGUGCUAAAGGAGGAGGUGGAAUUUCUUGCCGAACUGCAGAAGAAAACGGAUCCCAAGGACUGGCCCUCUGAGGUGGAUGUUGUAACCCACCACAGAGAAGUGGUCAAGAAACUCAAGUUACUGCAAGAGGAGUUGGCUAAGAUGUUGCGAGGGUUACAGGACCUCUCUUGGGAGACUACAUCAGUACAUGACUUGGUGAUCUCAGCCAAUCCCAACGCUCCGCCUUUCUCUCUGGUUUUACUUCGCAAACUUCUGAAAGAAGUUGGUUGUCCAGUGUUCUCUGUGAACCAUCUUCACUCUUCUGUGUUAGAGGUCAAUGAUGUCUUGAGAAGUUGCUUCAUAGAUUGUCCUAUGGGAGAUCGCAAUAAACACAAAGUAGCGUUCACUCUGCACUGGAAAGAUGUGCCAGCUCCAUGCCUUAUGGUCAAUCCUCUCCGUCAAACCCAAAUAUCAGGCGAGGCCAACAUCCUGCGGUAUAUAUCUCGCCUGUUUCCCCUGUCAUCUCAGUACAAUUAUGAAGCUUCUGGCACCUUCAUGAUCAUCACAGAAACAGACCAAUUGAUGGAUCAGCUGUCCAAACAAAUAGCUUGUGGAAAUAACAAAGAACGGCAAGCAGCACUGAGGCAGUUAAAUGGAAGACUUGGAAAGACAAUAUGGCUGAUGGGAAAUACUUGUAGCAUCGUGGAUGUGUUGACCUGGUCACUGAUGAGACAGGCACAGCUCAGUGUUAGUGCCCCAGCAAAUUUAGCCAAGUGGUACAUGGCCAUGACCACCUUGGCUGGUUUAGAUAAAGAGACAGAAGUCCAAGAACCACAGCCAUGUGUUAACACUGACACAUCAGGUUCUAGAGAAAGCAGUAGUACAGGGCCAUCCAAUACUGCACACAAAUCCAAGACGUGUUUAGAUUCAAAGGAGAGGACAAAAGAUGGCUCACAGAAGACCUUUGUGGACCGAACAGGAUUAGAGACUCAUCUAAAACAGUUAAGUAUUACUUACCAAGUGCAAGACCAUGAGGAAGUGUUCACAGUAGAUGCCCUUAUGCAACAUGUGAGGGACAUGCCAGGCCUGCACAUGAAGAACCUCUUCCUGAAGGACAAGAAGAAGAAUCUCUAUCUUCUGUCUGCACGACACAAUGCAGAGGUCAAACUCAAUGAAAUUGGGAAACAAAUUGGUGUAAAGGACUUAAGAUUUGGAGAUGAAGACACAAUGUUUAGUGUGUUAGGGGUGAAGCAGGGGUGUGUUACCGCUUACGCCUUGAUAAAUGAUACAAACCGCCAAGUCCAGUUUCUCGUAGAUCAGGAAGCACUAAGUGUCUCCCAUCCCUACGUAAAUUUCCAUCCAAUGUCAAACGCAGCCACCUUGGGGAUAUCCCCGAACGACCUCAGUAAAUUUUUGACAUCUACCGGUCAUGAACCCACACUACUAACAUUAAAAUAAUUUUGUUAAAGAAGUGUAAGAAUUAAAAGAAAAGAUAAUAUUAAAAUUGAGGAAGCUGUGUGUGUUGUUUUAGUUAUUGAUUAAUAGUUUACUAACCUUCCUUUGUUUAGGUUUUCAUGCAUGGUCUUAGAUCAUUGCAAGAAGGAUGGAUAAAGUAAUUGUUGUUAGUACCAAUAACUUUUUUGUUUUCUCUUUGUAGUAAUUAUAAGGAAGGUCAAAUUUUUAAUGUUAAAUAAUAAUGUUGCUAAAAUAUUUUUGUAAUGUUAACAAAUUUAUCUUAAGAAUUUAUUGCUGAAAAUAAUAUUAAAAUUAUCUUGAGAAUUAAUUUUUGAAAAUAAUACUUGCCCAUCAUGUUCAGUAAAGCCUUGAAUAACGGCGGUAAUGUGUCCUCCAAUAUUGCAGUGUAAGGUGAAUAAAAAAUUACCAUUAAAAUAAAGCAAUAA
Homarus americanus (American lobster) is the source of this 2581-nucleotide messenger RNA. RefSeq lists its product as uncharacterized. The transcript is spliced from 11 exons. Bases 102 to 2138 code for a protein of 678 amino acids. Lineage: Eukaryota; Metazoa; Arthropoda; Malacostraca; Decapoda; Nephropidae. Gene Ontology annotation, molecular function: aminoacyl-tRNA deacylase activity. The record is from RefSeq and is a predicted model, not a curated record. Gene Ontology annotation, cellular component: aminoacyl-tRNA synthetase multienzyme complex.